GGGAGCAGAGGAAAGCAGAGGAAGGGAGACCACUAUGGGCCCUAGGAGUCGAGUCAGGGUGGCCAAAUGCCAGAUGCUGGUCACCAGCUUCUUCGUCCUGCUGCUGGGCCUCCUCCUGGCCACCGGGGUAGUGCUCACCUACUUUGGGGCCCACUUUGCUGUCAUCAGGCGGGUGUCUCCAGAGGGGUCCCCCUACGAGGCCCUGCACCACUGGGCCUUCUUCACAGGGGUCAGUCUGGCCGGCCUCCUCGGCCUGGGGGCUGUGCUGAGUGCUGCCGCCGCUGUGCGGGAGGCCGGACGCCUCAUGGCCUCGGGCUUCCUGUGCUUUGCGCUGGUGUUCUGCGCCCUGGUGCAGGUGGCAUUCUGGAGACUCCGCAACCCCACCCAGGUGGAGGAUGCCGCGUUGGACACCUACGACCUGGCCUACGACCGGGCAGUGAGGAGCUCGCCAGGCACCCAGCGACAGGAGCUGCUGGCCAUCCAGGACACGUUCCUGUGCUGUGGGAAGGGCUCCCCGUCCAGCCUGCCGGGCAGCGCGGAGGCGGACCUGUGUCCGGUAGAGGAGGCCGCCUCACAGGACUGCCUGCAGAGCAUCCGAAGCUUCCUGAGGACACAUGGACACAUCGUCUCCGUCCUGGCCAGCGUAGGCCUUGCCUCCACGGUGUACGCAAUGCUGCUCAGCUCCUUCCUGUGGUUCGCCAUCUGCUCCGGCCGCAGCUUGGACCGCAAGGGGACCUACGCCCUGAGCCCCAGGUGGGCACAGGCGGGCCCAGCCAGCAGGGAACGCGAAGAUGGAGACGCUGCGGGGCUGUGCGGUCUCCCUCUGGCGAGCUCCCCCGCUCUGAGGGGCCCGGAAACGGGGCACUACCUGAUCUUCCAGAGGAUGGGCACCUUCUUCUUGCCCACGGGCCCCGGCCAGGACCCCCAGGAGGACGCUGAGUGAGCUGUGAGGGGCGGCUGUGCCUCGUUCCUUGAUCCUCGUUGGGGGCCGGUGGGACCACGAGGCCGGCCCAUCAGGAGUGACGUCGGGGGGCAGCUCUUUGUGGCUGGAACGCGUGCCCUUCAGUGAUGGGGUGCUGUGGCUUUCACCGUGACCCCGUGCUGGGUUUCAUCGCAAGCUUGUCCUCCCUCUCUCAAGAUGCUCCUGGAACACACAUGUCUGUUCUGGUGACAUGGGGCACACCUUCACUGUCUUUAGGGCGUUCAAGUUGUUCUUUCCCAAAAAGUGCACGGCCGCUGGGGCCUGCCUGGGACUCUGGGCAGCACGUGGGGAGGGGGAAGCAGGUUCCCCGGUGGCGUUCCUGGCAUCACCAGCCUGUCAUUUAUGUGGUCUUGGUUGGUUCCACAGGAAAUGGGGCUCAGUGGUCCCCCAGACAGUGUGGCCCUGGAAGCGCGGUGAGUCACCAGCGCUCAACACUGUGCUGGCAGGGAAGCCGCUCAGUCCAGCCAGCUCCAUGGAGGCAGGGGCGUCCUGCCUCUGGCGGGCCAGGCCCACCCUGGUCCCCACACGCUCCAGGUGGUCCGGCCCUCCCGCACACCCCGCUGCAGGUGGGGGACUGAGGAACCAGCCCGAGGCCACCAGGCAGGGAAGACUCAGAGCCAGACCCGGCAGGGCAGCUGGCCUGACCUUGCCUCCUGCCAUCAGCCCCACCGGACCUCCGACCUCGGCAGGGGAGGUACAAGAGGGUGCCCCACCCCAGCGUGGCACAGGCAGGCCCUUCCCUUCUCUCCCUCCUUCUCUAAGGCAGCCCAGCUGGGUGUUUGUCUGAGCUGCUCGUCUCCUCCGUGGGGGCGGGGGCGGGGUGAGCUGAAGCUCCGCCAUCGGCCCACAAGGGAGCCUUUCUCAGGGCACACAUCACUGGUGCCUGUGAUGCUCAGUGUCCACAUGACUGGCCCCGGGGUUCCCAGACAGAACAGCAGUGUCCCGGGGUGUCCCCAGGUGAGGUCAGCAUUUGAAUGGGUGGGUUCAGUGAGCAGGCAGCUCUCCCAGAGAGGGGGUGGGGGCCCUUCCAGACCACCCAGGCCUGAGCGGCACUGAGGGUGGAGGAAGGAAGAAUUCUCCCUUCUCUCUGUUCACCCCUUGAUCUGGGACACGUGCUUUUCUCCAGCCUCCCCUAUGGGAAGCUCCCCUUGGGCUCCCUGGCUCUGGGGUCUCGGGAUCAGAACUAAACCAUCCCUGCUCACUUCCUCCCAGGGUCUCUGGCUUACAGGUGGCAGGUGCUGGGACUUCGGGGCUCCUUAAUCGCCAUGACGGUACAUAGUAUAUAAUAUAACACACAUCUGCUGGUUCCAUCCCUCUGGAGAGAGAGCCCUGACGUGUGCCUGGCAGGUCCCUUCCGUUCUCACCAGGUCAGUUGGUGGGCCACAGGGCCACGCACUUCAGAAUGGGUCCACGGGACAGCCUGCACGUGCCCUCACCUUUGUGCCUGUGAGUGCGGGUCCCCUGGGGAGCUGAGGCAGCCCACUGCCCUUGGAGUCGCCUCUCAGGCCCGGAGCUUCCCUGCAAAACCCUCCAUCACUCCGACUGCCACUGCAGUCAGAGGGGGCUCCACGCCGACCUCCCCACGCCUGCUCAGCCUCGGCAUCUAGCCCGCUGCCCCUGCCGCACCCCAGCUCCUGCGCCCUGGCUUCCUCUCUGCUUCUCCGCCCUGUGCCCCCGAACCCGGACAGCAGGGCUGGCUCCCUGGUAGCCCACCGAGGACGCCUGCAAGCGCCCCCACAGGGGUGGGGGGAGUGCCCCCGUCGCUCCAGGUUGCUUUGUCAAGCAUCCUGGGAAUUCCCCUUUUCCCAGAAACGAGGAGACAUGAUGGACAUCUGUCAUUGUCACCAGGGCUCAAGGCCCCCGAGGGAAGGGUCCUGGGUGACCAGGUCGCACAGCUGGCACCCGAGACAGUGCCCAGCACGAGGCAGGCACUGAAGAGCCAACUGCUGAGUGAAGCACAGCACAGGCCGUCAGGACAGGCCCGGCUGGCUGGCGCGACCUGCGUGGGGGGGACGGGGACCCAGGACACAGGGCAAGGCCCUGCUCUGGCCCCACUUGCCCAGGGUGGGCUCCACGUCCCCUCCCCCUCCCCCGAGGACCCAGGGACGGCCACUCUCUGAGGGAGGAUCCCACCCACACCUGUGGCAGGAAAUGUCCUGUGACUGUGGGAGAGGGGGAGUGGGGGGGCAGGGGCCCAGCACGUCUGAGAGAGUGUUUUCUGACACCCGAGGCCUGUUCCGCCUCCUUUUCAACAAAAACACCCCCAGCUGACUCUCAAGUGAAGACCUACAUUACUCUUUUCCUUUCUAAAAGACUUUAUUUACGUACUUUUGAAGAGGGGGAAAGGAGGGAGAAAGAGAAGGAGAGAAACAUCGACGCGAGAUGCGAGAUCUCUCCUACGUGCCCGACCGGGGACCUGGCGGGCAGCCUGGGCCUGUGUGUGCCCUGCCCGGUGGGCUCGGGGCCCUCGCUCCACCUUUUGCUUUGAGGCAAGACGAUGCCCAACCCACUAAGCCACCCAGGUCAGGGCUGACGGUACUUUUACUACAAUGUUGCCCGGACGUGCUCCGGCGGAACAGGGGGCGUCAACAUGGGCCUGGAGCUCCUACUCAAGUGUGCCACCGACUUGAAAAUGGGCCGAGAAUGCUUCGGAACCAGCGGGGUGCAGUUGGGCACCAUUGGGCCACUCUGCAGGUUCAAACCGCAAUGAGCUGCACUGGAAAGCCCAGUUCUCGGUGGUGGUGGCGGCGAUGGCCACCUUUCCAGUGCUUCGUGGUCAUUCCCACGUCUUUG
This is a messenger RNA of Artibeus jamaicensis (Jamaican fruit-eating bat), 3775 nucleotides long. It is a transcript of the gene TSPAN32, whose product is annotated as tetraspanin 32. Lineage: Eukaryota; Metazoa; Chordata; Mammalia; Chiroptera; Phyllostomidae. Gene Ontology annotation, cellular component: membrane. The transcript has 10 exons. The record is from RefSeq and is a predicted model, not a curated record. Bases 35 to 943 code for a protein of 302 amino acids.